Molecule: messenger RNA, 241 nt
Organism: Paramecium pentaurelia
Lineage: Eukaryota; Ciliophora; Oligohymenophorea; Peniculida; Parameciidae
Source: the annotation of a GenBank genome assembly
UAUGUAUUAAAUUUUCAGAACAAUGAAAAUGAUGAAACAAAUCAUAAGGCCAAUUAGAAUGUGUACUCCAAUAAUAGCAACAAAUAAUUAUUUGAAUAUUUACAAUUUGAAUUAAUUCUUUCUAAGCAUGUCAUUAUCAAAUAAUGAUGACGAUUUAGAAGCCCUCAAUGUAAAAGAAGAACACAAUAUUCGUAGGUUAACUAAGAAUCGGAUGUCAGGUGCCCUCAGAUGAUUAUUUGAA